GGCGGCGAUUGGUUGGCGAGCCGGCCGCACGCGGACGGGCCCGGCCUGCUCUGUUACGACAGAGGCCCAGCGGCGAGGCCGGGCUACCCCGAGAGUAAGAUCAGGUAGAACGGCAUCAUGCCCUCCGACCUGGCCAAGAAGAAAGCGGCCAAGAAGAAGGAAGCCGCCAAAGCCCGGCAGCGCCCCAAAAAGGGGCCCGAGGAGAACGGAGAUGCCACCAUGGAGCCUCGGGCAGCGGAGGAGAAGAGCGAUGAGGCCAACGGCGGAGAAACCACGGAAGUGGACGUGCUGACCAAGGAGCUGGAGGACUUCGAGAUGAAGAAAGCAGCCGCCCGGGCGGUCACCGGGGUCCUGGCCUCCCACCCCAACAGCACCGACGUCCACAUCAUCAACCUCUCGCUCACGUUCCACGGCCAGGAGCUGCUCAGCGACACCAAGCUGGAGCUCAACUCCGGCCGGCGCUAUGGCCUCAUCGGCUUGAACGGGAUCGGAAAGUCCAUGCUCCUGUCCGCCAUCGGGAAGCGGGAAGUGCCCAUCCCCGAGCACAUCGACAUCUACCACCUGACCCGGGAGAUGCCCUCCAGCGAGAAGACCCCACUGCAGUGCGUCAUGGAGGUGGACACCGAGCGGGCCAUGCUGGAGAGGGAGGCGGAGCGGCUGGCCCACGAGGAUGCGGAGUGCGAGAAGCUUAUGGAGCUGUACGAGCGGCUAGAGGAGCUGGACGCGGACAAAGCGGAGAUGCGGGCCUCGCGCAUCCUCCACGGCCUGGGCUUCACGCCCGCCAUGCAGCGCAAGAAGCUCAAGGACUUCAGUGGCGGCUGGAGGAUGCGAGUCGCCCUGGCCAGAGCCCUGUUCAUCCGGCCCUUCAUGCUGCUACUGGACGAGCCCACCAACCACCUGGACCUGGACGCCUGCGUAUGGCUGGAGGAAGAACUGAAGACCUUCAAGCGCAUCCUGGUCCUCGUGUCCCACUCCCAGGACUUCCUGAACGGGGUCUGCACCAACAUCAUCCACAUGCACAACCGCAAGCUCAAAUACUACACGGGUAAUUACGAUCAGUAUGUGAAGACACGCCUGGAGCUGGAGGAGAACCAGAUGAAGCGGUUCCACUGGGAACAGGAUCAGAUCGCUCACAUGAAGAACUACAUCGCCCGGUUCGGGCACGGCAGCGCCAAGCUGGCCCGGCAGGCCCAGAGCAAGGAGAAGACGCUGCAGAAGAUGAUGGCGUCGGGGCUGACGGAAAGGGUCGUGAGCGACAAGACUCUGUCGUUUUAUUUCCCGCCGUGCGGGAAGAUCCCGCCCCCAGUCAUCAUGGUGCAGAAUGUGAGCUUCAAGUACACAAGCGACGGGCCGUGCAUCUACAACAACCUGGAAUUUGGCAUUGACCUUGACACACGGGUGGCCCUGGUCGGACCGAACGGCGCAGGGAAGUCGACCUUAUUAAAGCUGCUGACCGGAGAGCUGCUGCCCACCGAUGGGAUGAUCCGGAAACACUCCCACGUCAAGAUCGGGCGCUACCAUCAGCAUUUGCAGGAACAGCUGGACUUGGACCUGUCCCCGCUGGAGUACAUGCUCAAGUGCUACCCCGAGAUCAAGGAGAAGGAGGAGAUGCGGAAGAUCAUCGGUCGCUACGGCCUGACCGGGAAGCAGCAGGUGAGCCCCAUCCGCAACCUGUCGGACGGGCAGAAGUGCCGCGUCUGCCUGGCCUGGCUGGCCUGGCAGAACCCACACAUGCUCUUCCUGGACGAACCCACCAACCACCUGGACAUCGAGACCAUCGACGCGCUGGCCGACGCCAUCAACGAGUUUGAGGGGGGCAUGAUGCUGGUCAGCCACGACUUCCGCCUCAUCCAGCAGGUGGCCCAGGAGAUCUGGGUCUGUGAGAAGCAGACAAUCACCAAGUGGUCGGGCGACAUCCUGGCCUACAAGGAGCACCUCAAGUCCAAGCUGGUGGACGAGGAGCCGCAGCUCACCAAGAGGGCCCACAACGUGUGAGGCGGCCGGCGGAGCUCGGUCCGGGGACUGCCGGCGGCCGCUCCACCCCACCCCUGACCACCGGCCCGGGCUCGGACCCCUGUGCUCGCUCCCGGCCCUUCCUCCCCCGCCCCCUUCCUUAGCAGCACUCAGUUACCCGUCCACCCGUGGCCACGACCGUCUGCGCCCCCUCCCCGGCCCCUUCCUCUGGGGAGGCCCGGAGGUGAAGGCUGGGACCGCCGCGGUCGGCCCCGGCCCGGGACCUCGGGACCGGCGAGGGAACCCGUCCCUUCCCGCCUGCCUCCCUCUCACCUCCCCCUUGCUUCCGGUCUGGAGCCCUGGGCCGGGAUCCUGGUCCCGGUUGGUUUUAACUGAAUUAUUUAACAGUGUAACUCUCCGCUCUGUCCAGAGCUCCACCACACGUCCAAUAAAGAGAGACAAAAGCACGACCCCACUGUCCUUCCCGAGCUGGGCUCCCCCCGCCCCCACCCUUCUCCCUUGUUCAGCCUGGCCUGGGUCAGGUGGAGGGACAGUCCGGCAGUGAGGCCAACGGCCUUGAAUCCGGCUCCUGGAGCCUGGACGGGAGCUGGGAUCGAGCACCUCCCAAUUCUAUGGUCUGGGGGUUUAGAGGUUUUUGGGGAGUUUUU
Messenger RNA from Tachyglossus aculeatus (Australian echidna), 2621 nucleotides. RefSeq names its product ATP-binding cassette sub-family F member 2. NCBI's taxonomy places the organism in Eukaryota, Metazoa, Chordata, Mammalia, Monotremata, Tachyglossidae. The transcript is spliced from 15 exons. The record is from RefSeq and is a predicted model, not a curated record. Bases 118 to 1995 code for a protein of 625 amino acids. Gene Ontology annotation, molecular function: ATP binding; ATP hydrolysis activity.